AUGAAAUUUAGAAUAACAACUCGAACUCAGAAUUGCUCAGCACAUAUUUCGGUUCCGCUCUUAAACUUUGCACUGCUAGUAAAGAGGCUCGUCGAUAUUGUUUUGCCUCCCAUGGUGGCAGCAGAUGUUACUAGACGUCCUGAGGAAGGUGACUCUCUCAGGAAUAAGAUUAUUAGAGUAAUGAUGAGCCCUACGUUUUCUAAGGACCUCGCAUCUGAAUUCAUGUUUGUGCUUUGUAAGAAAUCAGUGAAUCGGUUAAUCAAAUACACCGGGCUAGGCCAUUCCGCUGGUUUGUUAGCUAAUUCUGGCCUUCUGAGUCAGAUCAAUCUUCCGAAAAGCGCUUCAGACAGUGAGGAUUCAGAGACAGAGGAUUACAAAGCUGUUGAAGACAGAAUAAAUCCAGUCACGGGAUACCUAAGGCCGGAAAGCUCAGGUGUGUCUCCGUUUGAGGGGAUGAGUGAGGAACAGAAGGAAUACGAAGCAAUGAAACUAGUUGACGCUAUGAGCAAGCUUAUGGAUACCGGUAUGCUCCUCGAUUGUGAAUGAGUGGUAAAACCAGGAACUAUUGGAGAUGAUGGCCGACCAAAAGCUGUUGGUCACGUGCUGGAACUUGUUAAGGACAUUCCAGGCGAAGAGGGCGAGCGUGACAGUGAAUGA
Angiostrongylus costaricensis is the source of this 657-nucleotide messenger RNA. The record is from the annotation of a GenBank genome assembly. NCBI's taxonomy places the organism in Eukaryota, Metazoa, Nematoda, Chromadorea, Rhabditida, Metastrongylidae.